This is a messenger RNA of Phaeodactylum tricornutum CCAP 1055/1, 1591 nucleotides long. RefSeq lists its product with no specific name. The transcript has 2 exons. The coding region runs from base 119 to 1591 and encodes 490 amino acids. The record is from RefSeq and is a predicted model, not a curated record. NCBI's taxonomy places the organism in Eukaryota, Bacillariophyta, Bacillariophyceae, Surirellales, Neidiaceae.
AUAAAAAGCGUUGCCGUGAAGCGUUUAAGUGAGGAAGAGCAACGACUGUAAAAAGGUGCAGGUGUGGUCGAAUACCGAAAACAUUUUUCAGAAGUGCGGCAUCGAAAGCUGUAGCAAAAUGAUGAAAGAAGGUGCGGAAAGCAGCAGUGUUGUAUGGGAGUCUCGGAUGUCGCUUCUCUCGCUUUUUGAUUCUCGCCGGCGCUUCGAGAAAUUCGAUAACCGUAAAGAUUAUUCCGUUUGUCUCGGAUUGGCUCUUCUGUAUGGGUCGUGGAAUAAAAGCUGUGCAAGUCCUGCUUUCGAAGAAAAAUCCCGGGCUCUGUUGUCUCGUUUGUUAGCGGAAUCUACGGACGGUCUGAUUAUCCAUCGCUAUGCUGCGAUGGUUGAGAUCGACUCUACCGACGAAGACUUGGAGUUUUGUAUCGGCGACGGCGACUCCUUCGUAAAGCGUCUUGCUCUUCCACCCAAGGACAUGCCCGCUUUUGCAAUUUUGUGCCAUACUAAGGGUGUAGAUAACACGAAUUUGCGCUACAUUUCCAGUGUUCAGGCAUCAACUAUACUGAGCGCAAUAUGCAAGAGCAAAGUUGAUACGAGAGCAGCAAACCUUCAUCCUUUAAGGAAAGCAAUAGAAUCCGUGGAAGAUGAAUACGAUCUUUCCGUGGUUCCGCAUAAAUCCUGCGAGUCUUUGCGGAUAUUCAUUGCCGGUGAUCGUUCUUCGGUCGGCAAGUCUAGCGUGUGUUUGGGUAUACUUGGUAAUUUACUGCAUACCGGGUACCCGGCAUCAUCGCUGGCCUACAUCAAGCCCGCGACGCAAAGCGAAGCCACGCAACUCAUUGAGCGCUAUUGUCUCAAAAACGAUAUUCGAUGCGUUCCGGUUGGCCCUCUGGUAUACUAUCGGGGCUUUACUAGGGCGUUUCUUGCUGGCGAGACUGAUUCGACGGAAGAAUUGCUUGCAAGCUGUGGACGAGCAGUGGACCGCGUAUCACGAGGGAAGCAGAUUGUUCUCAUAGAUGGGGUGGGGUUUCCAGCUGUAGGCUCCAUUUGUGGGACGGAUAAUGCUCAGGUUCUACGAGCAUGUAGCUACCCUUUCUCAGAAACGCAAAGGCGGAAUAUGGGAGUCGUUCUGGUAGGAGGGGUUGGUGUCGGUGGUGCCAUCGAUUCGUUCAACAUGAACGCUGCCUACUUUGAACAAUCCAGAGUGAAAGUCUUAGGAGCAAUUUUCAACAAGCUUCCUGAGACUGGAUUUUACUCUUUGGAAAACUGCCGAGCCCAGGUUAGUGCAUAUUUUAGACAGAAUGAAAAGCAAGUACGGUUGGGUCGCGAACUAUUUGGCUUUGUUCCUCUCUAUCCAUUCCAUUCAAAGAGCGAUUCGAUGAGCAUAACGGAAGAUUUCAUCGAGGUUUUUGGAGCACAUGUUGACAUUCAGGGAAUUCUACGAGAGUCGGCGAAGCUAAAAGAAGCCGGAGAUAUGAAUAUCUCGUCAAGGGUUGAACCAGACGUUAAGCGACGAAAACUGUCGACAACUCGUCCCAAACGACGACGGGAGGAAAUUGAGGCUUUAGCGGUAAAGUCUGGGGCAAAAAAGUCAGCGUGA